This is a messenger RNA of Thlaspi arvense, 834 nucleotides long. NCBI's taxonomy places the organism in Eukaryota, Viridiplantae, Streptophyta, Magnoliopsida, Brassicales, Brassicaceae. The record is from the annotation of a GenBank genome assembly.
AAAUCUCUUUCCAUCUCCGUCUACAACAAAGGACGAACUCGACGGAGCGAAAGCGAACGGGAAAGUAACUGUUUCGAGAGACGAGCGAGAGAGAAAAUGGCGGCGGUUGAGGAUUCUUCAGUAUCAGCGAUUAUGGCGGAAGAGAAUCUUGAUCCGAACACGACGAGCCCUAGCCGUGUAGAGAAGCAUUUCCCGGCGAUUAGGGCUAUCUGCGGCGGCGAAGAAGGUCCGUCGAAGGGGAAAAAGAUCAUGCGCGGUGGAAAUGACAAUGUGACGAAGAAAUCAACCACCGUAAUCCAACAUUCGCACUCCUUCCAGAAUUCUUGGACGUUUUGGUUCGAUAAUCCUUCCUCGAAGCUGAAUCAAGCCACAUGGGGAAGCUCUUUGAGAUCCUUGUACACAUUCGCUACUAUCGAGGAGUUCUGGAGUCUUUACAAUAACAUUCAUCCUCCAACCAAAUGGGUUCAAGGGGCGGAUCUCUACUGCUUCAAACGUAGAAUUGAACCGAAAUGGGAGGAUCCCAUUUGUGCUAAUGGAGGAAAGUGGACUAUGAUGUUUCCUAAGGCUAAACUGGAACCCAACUGGCUUAACACGUUACUUGCGUUGGUUGGUGAGCAAUUUGAGAAAGGAGAUGAGAUUUGCGGGGCAGUUUUGAAUUUCAGAACGAGAGGGGACAAGAUCUCUCUGUGGACAAAGAACGCUGCAAAUGAGAAGGCUCAGCUAAGCAUUGGGAAACAGUGGAAGGAACUUAUUGGUUACAAUGAGACAAUCGGAUUCAUAUUUCAUGAGGAUGCAAAGACUCUUGAUCGUAAUGCUAAACCUCGCUAUACUCUA